Molecule: messenger RNA, 1467 nt
Organism: Micropterus salmoides (largemouth bass)
Lineage: Eukaryota; Metazoa; Chordata; Actinopteri; Centrarchiformes; Centrarchidae
Gene: trmt10b
Product: tRNA methyltransferase 10B
Exons: 9
Coding region: 129-1061 (310 amino acids)
Biological process (GO): tRNA N1-guanine methylation
Cellular component (GO): nucleoplasm; nucleus
Molecular function (GO): tRNA binding
Source: RefSeq, a predicted model, not a curated record
UUCUCUCUCCACCUUGUUUACUCUGACGUCAUUCACAUGCGCCGCUCACAUGUUCGCAACCUGGAAGCGACUUCUUCAAGUGAGGUGAUGCUGGAGUCAGAAGAUACAGAGUAGAGCAGCAGACUGAAAUGGCCCAUAUUCACUCAGAUGUGUGUGAAAUGCAGCUGAAUGGAGUUUCUGAGGGGAUAGAUCUGCUUCAGAUAGACGUGGAGACUGAUGUGGUGGAAGACAGGCCAGGUAGAGAAGAUGCAUUUUCAAGGAAUGUGUUGAGGAAGCAGCGAAACUGGGAGAGGCAGCUGGCAGCGAAGAAAAGCAAGAGGAAAGAAGAGAAGCAGAGGAGGAAGCUCCACCGUGAGCAGGAGUCGGGUGCUAGAGCAGAUAAUCCUCAGUUUACCAAACGGGUCAUGAAAGCAAUCACCAAAGAGCGUUUAGCUGAGGCUCAGUCCACAGGGCUCAAACUCUGUGUCGACCUGAGUAUGACGGACAGCAUGUCGGACAAGGAGAUAAGUCGACUGGCUGGCCAGCUGAGGAGGCUGUACGGGUCGAACAAGAAGGCGGUGCGACCGUUUCACAUUUUCCUGACAGACCUGAGAGAAGACAGUCGUGUCUACAGAGAGUGCCUUCGAAUGAACGAUGGCUUCCUCAACUACAUGAUGGACAUAACAGAAGACAGCUGUCUGAACCUUUUUCCUCCUGAAACUAUCGUCUACCUCACACCAGAUGCUGAAGAAGCUUUAGAAACAGUAGAUGCUGACAAAGUGUAUGUCCUCGGGGGCCUUGUGGAUGAAAGCAUCCAGAAGAAGUUGAGUUUCUCGAGGGCCAGAGACCUGAGCGUUCAGACGGCGAGGCUGCCCAUAGAUGAGUACAUGGUGAAGAAAGACAACAUUAAGAACUUCCACUCAAAGAUCCUGGCUGUUAAUCAAGUGUUUGACAUCCUGGUGACUUUCUGCAACACUGGCAGCUGGACAGAAGCUCUGCAGGCGUGGUUCCCCCAGGGCAAGGGUUAUGUUGUUGCACAAGGCGACUCCCUACAGCUUCCUUUCUCUCCGACGCAAACGUAACACAUGGAUUGAUAUGGGUUAAUUUUCAUUUAUACUUCAAAUAGAACUCUUCGGGUCAUCUCAUUCCAUGUUAACAACAUGAUACGUUGAUACAAUGUGAUAAAUUCCUGGUUAUGGAGACAUAGCACACUGUUGUUUAACAUUUCUCUGUUUUGUUUACAUUAAAACCCACAAAACGUCAUAUUUUGACUUUGAAGGAAUUCAACAAAACAGGAACUUUCUCAGGGGUGUUUUUUGUGAGCUCAUUUGUUUUUAUUAUAGUUCACAAAUCCCUAAGGUUUUGUAAGUAAAAUGACAAAGCCAUAAAUGUCUUUACGAUAUCAAAUUACUUCUUUUGUUUUAGCUCGGUCUCCCUGCAGAGAAUGUAUUCUUGAGAUUUUGUACAUAAAAUCUUAAUACAAACAUA